CGGCAGCGCUGUCUCUCUCAUCCAGUGGACUCGGGCGGUGGCAGAACUUCCUAGACAGACAGCUACAUAUUCUCGGACUUGCUCGUCGGUUCCUCGCGGUUAGACAGGCGGAGUGUGACUGAUCAGAGACAUCCGCGUUUCUUUGCAGUUGUUCUGUGAGAAAACUUAUUCAUAAUGCCAAUUGAACUCAAGACCCAAGACACCCUGGAAUAUGUUUUCCACCCCGUACCUAGCAGGACACUCAGGUUCAAGGUCAGAGCAGCCAACGAUGCCCAUGUCAUGCUGUCUGCCACAGCCAACCCUGAGGGCUCAGAUCCUGUCCUUGAGGUGUUCAUCGGCGGUUGGUCCAACCAGAAGUCCGCUAUCCGGAGAGACAGGGCGACUCCAGACAAGGCGAACGUCGAGACGCCUGAUAUCCUCAGCAAUGAUGAACUGCGAGGUUUCUGGAUCAACUAUCUUGGUGGUGCGAUAGCUGUUGGCAAAGAGAGCGAGGUUGAACCUUUUCUCACGUGGACUGAUCCAUCUCCUAUCAAUGUAGCAUUCUUUGGCGUCUCCACUGGCUAUGGUGCUUCAGGGGAAUGGGUCAUUGAUGGUCAGACGAUGGUGACUCACGACACGCUGGAGUACACGUACCGACCCAUUCCCAGGUACUCGCUGGACAUACAUGUACGUGCUGCACACAACGCACACAUCGCUCUCACGAGUGCACCCAAGGAGACAUCCCCCAUGUAUGAGAUCUUUCUCGGAGGCUGGGAGAACUCUGGCUCUGCCAUCCGUUACAACCGACAACAGCCUGAUAAGGUGCGAGUUCCUACCCCUGGACUUUUGACAACCGGAGAUCACAAACACUUCCGGAUCAGCUGGCAUAGCGGGUUAGUACGAGUGGAGACAGAGGGGCGAACUUUGAUGGAGUGGCAGGACCCUGCACCGUUCGGCGUGAGUCAUUUCGGCCUUCGUACGGCCUGGGGAGCCACAGGACUGUGGAGUGUCACCCCUGUCAACGAUGUGGACGGCAUAGGAGAUCAGAUGUGGGACGAGAACUAUGAUAUCGACCCGCUGCGCAACAUUGUAGAUACGCCGGACGUGCCGUCUGCUAGCGGUGAGGUGGCGUGGGUGCCGAGCGAGGGUGGUGUUAUCCCGCCCAACGCCGUGCUGGGAGGGUUUGACAAUGAGAACCUGUAUGUGGGACGAGCCCAACACGAGGGUGGGGUGAUACCCGGCAAGGUGCUCAGCUCUCAUGGAGUCUGCUACGUGGCCUGGGGUGGUGCUGAACACGGCAAACAGGACUAUGAGGUAUUGACAGGCAGUAACUUGCAAUGGGUACCAUCUGUGGAGGGCCAGGUGCCACCCAAUGCCGUUGUAGGAGGUACUAGUGAAACCGGUGAGACUUUGUUCAUCGGCCGAGCACAACAUGAGGGAUCCACCACCAUUGGCAAGAUUCAGCCAAGCCAUGCGGUCUGCUACAUUCCCUAUGGAGGCCAAGAGUUGGGAUACCCGGAGUAUGAAGUACUGGUCCAGCAGUAACAGAACUAUCCCCAUCUCUCCAUCCUAGAUCUGAUCCCGCCACCGUUUGCGGGAACUGCCUUGCUGCUCUUGUUUAUAAUUUUCUGUUAUACAAUUUUUUAGAUUUCUACUCAGAAAGCUUAACAGCAAUUAAUAUUGAUAUGUAACAUAUUGAUAAUAAAAGGAUAUUUAUUUACUAGA
Molecule: messenger RNA, 1704 nt
Organism: Homalodisca vitripennis (glassy-winged sharpshooter)
Lineage: Eukaryota; Metazoa; Arthropoda; Insecta; Hemiptera; Cicadellidae
Exons: 9
Coding region: 175-1524 (449 amino acids)
Source: RefSeq, a predicted model, not a curated record